GAAACGACACGACGGGAGAUUGGCGGGGGUGUUGGAUUUCAGGGGACCCUCGGUGCAGCAUUCACAAACGAUCAACUAGGCGUGCGUACAUAAGGACAAACCAUCAUGAAGGGGUUGAUGUGGAAGCGAGGUUACACCUUUCCUACCAUGAAGCGCGUGUUUUGUGUGCUGGAAGGGUCCAUGCUGUCUGUGUACGGGUCCGAGAACGAGUUUGACCGAGGUCAUACACCGCAAAAAGUCGUCGAGAUCACUCAGGUGCAGUUGUGGGACGGCCGGUCCACGUUCAAGCAUUACGACCACGGGUUUAUCCUCGUGGCGUUGGGCGGCAAGUCGUACCAGUGCAGUGUCGACUCGUCCUUGCUCCAAAAGGAAUGGAUUCAUGCGAUUCAAUCGUCGCUGGAAGAACCGUAUCGCAUCGUAGCCGACGAAAUCAUCGACGCCCAACGAGACUUGAAUUCAGAAGUCAAAGAGGAGCGCGACAUGGCCUCCAUCGCGGCAGAAGCCGUCCAACGGGCGGAAGUGGCAUCCCGUGCCAUUCGCGGAGGCGAAGAACACAUCCAGUUGCUCCGUGAAAAGCAGGCAGGUCUAGCCCAAAAGGCCCGCGACACCACCGACGAGAUGCACGACGCCGAGCGAAAAGCAGCCGACACACUGGAAAAGUCCAAAGCUGCCAAGCAAGCAGCGCACGAUGACAUCCUUCGGAAUGCUGUGCAGCCUGGACAAAUGUCGGAAACAUUCAAGAAGGACGCAGCCAAGCUCUCGGCCCUGUACGAAGUGGAAAUGAACGUCGUGUCCACGUUGCAAAAAGCCAUCCACGACAUCCACGCAGACAUGGCAGAGCUGGAGCGUUCGAUUGCGGACGCUGUCGCAGACGUGGCGGCGAUGAAAACGAAUGCCGAACAGACGAUUCAACAAGCAACGGGGGCCAUUCAUUCCGCGCAAACCGCCAAAGUCAAAGUCAAGUUGCGGCUGGCGUCGUGGACAUCCAGCCAUUCGCACGUGGACUCGCUCGCCCAAGGGUACUUGCGUGUGAAAAAUACCCUUCGCCCGAAAAUGCACCGCAAGUACUUUGUCUUGUUUGGGAAGACGCUGUGUUGGUACAAGAACGCCGACGAUUACUUUCAAAACAUCCGGUCGCCACUGGGGGUGGUCCACGUAGCGGGGCCCAUCAAGGACUGGACCGGCAAAGUCGGACUGACGACAUACCCGAAUGCGUUUUCGAUUCCCACGGUCGAGGGCAAGGAAUUGCAUGUGAGUGCGAGCGUGGCCAACGAAGUGUCGACGUGGAGCGUAGCCAUCCUCACCGGCGCCACGAUGAUUCCCAUGUCCCCCGAGCGCGCGCGAGAUGCCAAAGUCCGCCGCGAUUCGUUCGACUUGACAUCGCCCCCCGCGCACACGCAUCGCAUGAGCUUCUUCGCGCCGACGUCGGACCGACUGCUGGAUGCCCCGUUCUCGGUCAAAAAGGACAAGGGGGACGAGUCUUCAGACAAACCCGACGUCGUGGUGGUCGAGGGAAGUUUGGUCAAGCAAGGCCACUUUGUGCCAACCAUGAAGCGAAAGUACUGUGUGGUCGUGGGCGUGCAUAUCUACUUUUUCGACAGCCACGAGCAGUACGUGGCCUUGAAAGCCGAGAACGGGGCUCUGUCCCCAGACACAACGACCGUGUCGUGCUCGGAACUAGUGCGCGUCAACGACUGGGACGGCAGUCUCCUCCUCAUGACGUACCCCCACGCAUUUCAAAUCGACACGUUGCAUCACGCGCACAUCCUCUGCAGCGCCGCCAGUGCCAAAGAGAAGGAGCGGUGGAUGAAGGGCAUCCGGACGGCCAUCGGCCAUCACGUCGCAAGCGCCCGCGCCGUCGGGUCCCUCGAUUCGUUCCACCACGUCGCAGACGAGUCCAAGGUACCGCUGACCGACCAGGCGCGCGCCGUGCUCGAGUUCGAGACCAUCCUGGCCGAUUACUUCCACCAGCACAACUCUGCCAAGGAAGAAGACGUGUACGUAAUGACCAAGCUGUUCCAAGGCCGCGAAGGCGAGCUGCUCAAGCACCUGGACGACAUGUACAUCACGUCGUUGGCCAAAGAUCACGCGUCGCUGGUGGCGAAACUGACCAAGUACCACGCCGCGAAACUGGCCGACAACAGCGCCAUCGAAACCGACGGGCUGCUUCCGCAUUUGGAGGGCAUCUUGACCUACGACGUGCCGGCGCUGUUGACGACAUCCAAAGUCCGAGUGUACGCCGUGGUACUCGGCAACAAGCUGCUGCACUUUUCUACGCGCAUUGCAGCGCUCACAGAGCCCGACCACCCCACGGACACGAUCGUGUUUGUAGCCGCCCAAGCAUCGCCGGACGCCCCGCUGAAAUUGGAGAUUGUCGAUCCCCAAGGCGUCCAGCGAGUGUACGAUGCAGCGUCCACUGUCCAGCGAGACCACUGGAUUCGCACCAUGCACCUCGGACUGGAGUACGCCCGCGCGCACCGCCAGCGCGCGACGCUCAAAGUGAGCGAAAGCACGACGCUGCACGAAAUUCUCGACAUUCCGUUCAGUGACGAGUGCAGCCCCGAAAGCGCCGAGUUCAAGCAACUGAUGGUGGCGUACUACGAGGAACACAACCCGGACGGUCUGGCCAGCGUGGAGGCGCUUUUGAUGCACUUUCGAGGCAAAGAGCACUUGUUGUUGGCGUCGCUCGAUAAAAUGUACGGCACCACCUUAGUGGCCAACGAUCACAUGACCAAACUGUGUGCGGCGAUGUCUGCGUACUCGUCUGACACGGCACUCCGGACAGCAGCCGCGCCAGGGUCGUGGCGCCACAGCUUGUCCUGCGACGGAUCUCUUCCGCACCACAAAAAGGCGGGGUUUGUCAUGAUCAAGUGCUCGCCGACGAUGCCCCAGCUUAAAAAGUGCUACUGCGUCGUGGAAGGGGCCAGCUUGACAUGCUACGCCGGCGUGGACAUGGCGCACGUGCUGCUCGGCCCUUGGCAGAUCGACAACGUGUCGAUGGGCGACGGGCAGUUCAGCAUGUACAUUGACACAUCGGCAGACACGAACGUGUUUGCGCAGCUACCGACCGAAGUCGAGUUCCACGGAUGGCUAUCUGCGUGCCACGUAGCGAUUGCGACCCAUCACGUGACGGUCCUGAACGAGUCUCCGCUGGCAAAGUACCUAUUGGCGUUUUAUGCGAAAACCAAUCCAGCCAAGGGGGGCGACGUGCCGCUGUUGCUCGACUCGUUCGCGGGGCGAGAAAUGGAUUUGUUGGCCAAGAUCGACGCCGUGUACCACACCUCGUUGUCGACGGACCCGGAAGUGAUAUCCUUGUUGCCCCCAACUUCAGCAUCUCCUUCCACCGUCCCCACGACCGCCACCGUAGACCCUACCCCCCUCAUUCAAGGAUACAUCAUGAAGAAAGGCUACGAGAUGCCGUCCAUGUCGAAAUUCUACGCCGUCCUCCGUGGCCACAUGUUGCAUGUGUUUGACACGAAAGAAGACGCGGUUGCAAAUACCGCCGGCCGUCCGCCCAAGGAACUGGCGGCUGUGACCGAGUGGACGGGCAGCACGCAUGACAAGUACCGGUUUGGCUUGGAGCUGGUCACGACAGCACAUCGCACGUACUUUAUCGCAUUCGAUUCGGACGAGUCCAAGGUGCACUGGACAAGUGCGAUCCAGCACGGGUUGGCGCUGCAGCGUCUGGCGACUCGCAUUGCGUCGGGGGCGCUGCAAAGCGACACGACGAAGGCCAUUCGCGACAAGAUCGUUCAUUCGUACAGCCACGUGAGCCAGCAUUUCGUUGACGAGCUCAACGGGGUGCUCGAAUUGUCGCACGGGUUUGACCUAGAGGUGCUCAAAAUGCUGGAUAAAAAGUACGGCACCCACAUGGUCAUGGACCCAGACUUGACUGCGCUGCUCGACACGGCUGGGGCGGCGACGAUGACGACGACGGGCUACGAAGCGCCUGUGACGCUGACUUCGUCCGACGGCCAGGCGUCCCAACCUCUAUUUGGCGUCCUCGUCGACACCAAGUUGCAAUGUUACGCUACCCGAGAAGGGUACAAAUCUGGACUGCUGCAGCCCCAAGUGGCCGUCAAGUGCUUGGCAGUGGCGCCAUGGAAGGACAAGUUUGUGGGGUUCGUCGUCGACACGGAGGAAGGGGCCCCCGUGUACCUGACGGGCUCCACAGCAUCCGAGUCGACGCGAUGGAUCCAGGCGUUGCAGACAGCGCUGGACAAAUCGAACCUCAACGACCUUCUGCACUGCGUUCCAUCGGAUGGCACGAAUGUGCUGUCGAGCUUUCUGUCAAUCGAAGCGAACGGCAAACUCGUGCGGCGAUACGUUGUGCUGGAAGACUUGGAAAUCAAAGUGUACACUACGCCCGACGCCCUCCAACCCGCCGUGUGCUACGACGUCGUGGCCAUCAACGCGUGGCAGUCGUCGACCGCUCCUGGCCAUUCGUUUCAGCUGGACUGCCGCAGCGAAUGGAAUUCCGCCGUCCUGCGGUGCGUGGCAGACUCGGAAGUGAUUAAAGCCAAAUGGCAGUCGCAAGUGGCCGACGCCCUCAAGCGCAAGGCAGGGGACGAUCUCAUGCAAGACCAAGCCAUUGAGUUGUCGCACGCUACGUCGUGUGCGACAACGUUUCAACAAUCGUCAGUGCAAGGCUACAUGAUGUACCGAUCCCACGUGAAAGGCAAAUGGACGGACGCUAAAGACGGGUACUUCCUGUUGAAUCAAGACCGGUUGAUCGGGUAUGCCGAUGAAACGAGUGCUCGGGCAGGUGAUGAGUCGGCGCAGUUCAUGGUCGUGGAAGUGCAGUCGCUGUUUGAAUCCCAGAGCAGCGGAGGCCACCAAAACGACUUUUACAUCCAAGGCAAAGUAGGCCCCCAGCAGCUGACGUCCACAUUGCACUUUAUCCCACCCGAAUCGAACGACCGAGACGUUUGGGUCGCGGCCAUCACGAGCGCUCUCAACGACAGUCGCGGUGCCACGCUGUUGCUCGAACAACAAGUGGAACUGGCAUUGCACACCACCGCCGCCGCCAGUCGCACGUCGUCCGACCCUAGAUUGGGCUACGUGGUACCGACAUCGACCAUGGAGGGCACGUUGCAGCGUAUCGAAGAAGCGUUUCUGCACUUUGCACGGGACCCCCGUCGAUACUACGUGCUUGUGCGCGACACGUUGAGGUGGUUCGACACCAAGGCGGAAGCCAGCACGAGCAACCUCUCUAGCUACGACGACAACAACCACGAUGAAACCGACGAGAAGACUGACGAGCGAGCGAUGAAGGUGCUGUCCGUGUCAGAUUGGGACGGCAUGCCAUUUGGUUUCCAAGUGGACGCCAAGUACCGAGGCGUGUCUGGAUCGAUCCAGUUCAUCGCGACGUCAGAGGCGGAAAAGGAGCGCUGGAUCCGCGCGCUCAAAGCCGCGAGCGACGAAGCGGUGGCGGAGCAGACGCUGCGGGACAUCCUCACGCGUCAGACCACGCUACAAACACAGCACAGCAGCGAGAUCUUCCAGGAAGGCUUCGUGCAUCUCCGCCGAUCGCACUUUGCGGCCGCGUGGAACGAACACUACUGCGUGCUCAAGGGUCCGUGGCUGGCGACGUACGACACACGCGAAGACUUCGCCACCGCGCCAGGCAAAGCCACGAGUAAGGUCCAAGUCGUGUUCGUCGGGGACUGGUACGGCGCCGUGGCGACGGGCGGCGGCGUUAAGAACAUGUUUCGCAUUGAAACCAUCGAGCUCGGGUUCUUGGAAGCAUAUGUUGAUGACCCAGAGGACAAGAUACACUGGAUGCACACGCUGCAAACGGCCGUUUCGUCUUUGAAAGCCGACGAGCUCAUCACGCGCGACUUGGCCCUGCCGAGCUACGCGGGGGCGACCAUGGAGGGGUACCUGACAAAGCAUGGCGGCACCGUGCGAACCUCCCUCAAGCGGUAUUGCGUGUUGCUGCGAACGUUGUGGUUGUACUUUGCCUCGCAAGAAGACGCCCUGGACGGCACCGAUCCACUCGGCACGCUGCAAGUGAUUGGCCUGGAGCCGUCCACUUCUGAAGGCAUCGAGCCAGAACAUUCGUUUAUGCUGCUCACGUCGGGGCGAAAGGAAAAGUUGUGCGUUGAAGCCCGGACAGGCGCUGAAAAGCAACUGUGGGUAAAGGCGAUCCAGGGCGAGCUGAACCAGGAGGAAGCCCUUCGGGGCGACAUCCGGGCGGCAGAGGCCAAGGAACGGUCCAAGGCCCAGCAGUUGCAGGACACAGUCAACAAGUCGCGCGUGAUCAACGAAGAAGCUGCGGCGCUGGAUGCGGAAAUGGAGGCCACUCUCAAGCAAUUCGAGCACUUCAACAGUGUUGGCGACGACGACGACGGCCUCGAAGACGACGAGAGCGACGACGAUGUCACGCCUUAUGUGGAAUACGUGGAUCCCCCAACCAACCAUAUGGACACCGCCCCCGAGAACUCGCCCAUUCGACGAGCGUCCAAGAACAAAGUGCACCCGUUUGCGGCGUCUUUGCAAGAUCCAAAUCCAUCCGAUGGCUCUGCCACGUGGCUACCUUGGUCCCGGUGGUGCCGGUGCUUUGCCCCGCGCCCCCCUCUUGACUUGAAAGUGAACCAUGACCCGAUGCUCACCGACCACGAGCGGAGGUUAUACUCGUGCGAGUAUUAUUCGAACGGAACCAUGGACUCGUCGUUGUAGUAGGGAGUGUCGUUGCAUUUUAUUCAUGUACUGUAUAUAUCAUCAUAAACGUUAUCUUUGGCUUGAUUUGCACUGGAGCGGGGGGGCGAGAUCAAGUAGACGGGGCCAAGUCGAUGAAUCGCAGCGCGGUGCUGAGGUAAUCGAGCGACGCU
This is a messenger RNA of Aphanomyces astaci, 6833 nucleotides long. RefSeq lists its product as hypothetical. The coding region runs from base 106 to 6681 and encodes 2191 amino acids. The transcript is spliced from 17 exons. The record is from RefSeq and is a predicted model, not a curated record. NCBI's taxonomy places the organism in Eukaryota, Oomycota, Saprolegniomycetes, Saprolegniales, Verrucalvaceae.